Crotalus tigris (Tiger rattlesnake) is the source of this 2928-nucleotide messenger RNA. RefSeq names its product galanin receptor 2 (gene GALR2). The record is from RefSeq and is a predicted model, not a curated record. Gene Ontology annotation, biological process: G protein-coupled receptor signaling pathway. The coding region runs from base 403 to 1545 and encodes 380 amino acids. Lineage: Eukaryota; Metazoa; Chordata; Lepidosauria; Squamata; Viperidae. Gene Ontology annotation, cellular component: membrane. Gene Ontology annotation, molecular function: G protein-coupled receptor activity. The transcript is spliced from 2 exons.
CAGUGAGCAUGACUGGCAUGAAGUUUAGUCUCAGCUUGCACACCUACGAGAGUGGCUGCCAGUGAAUGGUUUUCUGUGAGAGACACGGCAGAAAACCAAAAAAGCGUUUCAGCACUGCACAAAGUGGAAAUCCGCUUUCAAGAAAAAGUACAGCUUUCACAGUAUGUGAUGGCAGACAGAGAUCUGGCAUCAAUGAAUGGAAGUUCCUCUGAUCUGCAGGAUUAUAAAUGGAAAAGUAGCAGAAAAUAUCCGCUAAGAAGAAAAUUGUUAUUUUUUUUCCCAAGAAGUUUUGACUGAAAGCAAUCUGCAGUUGUCAGUGAUCUGAGCAUUUCUGGCAAAUCCAGGGAGCGAAAGGAUCUUGACUCCCGUUUCUUCCCUACCAGAGGACACUUUGCUUCCAAGAUGAACAGAACACUGACCCUGUUAAACUCUUCGGGGGUUAGUGAGAGCAACACUUGGCAGCUGAUCUCUGUAAUCAUUCCCUUGGUAUACUCUUUGAUUUUCCUAAUAGGCACGGUGGGCAACUCUCUAGUCCUUGCAGUGCUGCUGAGGAACGGGCAAGUGACCAAUACCACCAACCUCUUCAUCCUCAAUCUAGGUGUGGCUGACCUCUGCUUCAUUGUCUUCUGCGUGCCUUUCCAGGCCACCAUCUAUAGCCUGGAUGAUUGGAUCUUUGGCCCCUUCAUGUGUAAAGCAGUGCAUUUCUUCAUCUAUCUGACCAUGUAUGCCAGCAGUUUCACUCUCACAACUGUAUCCUUAGACAGGUAUUUGGCUAUAAGGUAUCCUUUGCAUUCGAGAGAACUAAGAACACCUAGGAAUGCUGUCACAGCAAUUUGCUUCAUCUGGGGUCUUUCAUUCAUCUUCUCUGGACCGUAUGUCAGCUACUUCCAGGAGUAUCAGAUUGCCAACAUUACUGUCUGCCAUCCCAUCUGGGAAAUGUCACAGCGCAAGAUUAUGGAUCUCUGCACAUUUAUCUUCAGCUAUGUCAUCCCAGUGUUGAUUCUCAGCUUCACCUAUUUAAGGACCAUACGCUAUCUCUGGACAUCUGUGGAUCCCAUGAAAAUCAUGUCUGAUUCUAAGAAAGGUAAACGCAAAGUCACUCGGAUGAUCAUUAUUGUGACUGUUCUCUUCUGCCUUUGUUGGCUUCCCCAUCAUUUGGUCAUCCUUUGUUUUUGGUUUGGCUAUUUUCCCCUCAACAAUGUUACCUUUGUGCUCAGGGUCCUGUCUCACCUAAUCUCCUAUGCCAAUUCCUGUGUCAAUCCUAUUGUCUAUGCCCUGGUAUCGAAGCAUUUCCGGAAGGGAUUCAAGAAGAUCUUCAGUUGCCUUCUGCAUAAAAGAGUAACCAACAAAGUUCAUGUAGCACAGGUGACCCACACAGUUAGUACUUUGGAGGCAGACUUGACAGAGGUAAUGGAUGUCAAUGAGCCUGUACAUACAGGAGCUUCUACCUGCUGUCACAUCCCAGUUCAGACAUGGAAUGAGGCAGAACAGCUGAGUCAUCAAGAGAAACCUACCGAUUCUUUUAUCACUUUCAAUAUUACUUAAGAUAGUUCUUGCAGUAGUGGCUUCCAAUCAAAGUAUAAUUGCUAUAAUCGUUUAAAUGUAAAGAUUAUUUUUCAAAACAUGGGAUUUAAAAACCCUAGAAUUGACAGAUGGCUCAACCAAGGUUCCAUAUAGUUAUUAGUUAUUGUUCCAAAAAUAAGUCUGUGCCAUAAUUAAUCUAUUGUAAAAAGAUCUAUAAUAGCAAUGGUCAUACCACACUGAGGCCAAGGUGACCACAAGAGUGAUAGGUAGGGAGCUACUUGAGGGGAAUGCUUUGUACAUUUUUGGCAGUGUGUUUAAGAGAUUAGCCAGCAAUCAAAUAUGAAAUAUGGACUAAGAGAGUGCUACAAGUAUACUCUGUGAUACUGAUAAUAGCAUUCUAUAUCUAUGAAUGAGAUUAGAUUAAAUGGCUCUCAGGUCUUUUUUAAUCUUUGAUGCUGGAAGUUUAAGAACAGGGUGAUAACUCUGCCAGAGAAUGAAGCUGUUUGUUUGGGUCAGGGACUUUGAAACAGUGGGGUGAGCUACCAUGGACACUUGUAUUGUUUGUACUCAGGCUUUAAACUCAGGCUCAGAAUAAAAUAUUCUUAGGAACAUGCAACACGGACUCACUAAAAUUUAUGUACACAUAAAUGAACUGUUAAUCAUGUUAGAUUUCACAAGAACAUGUAUUAUGUAUGGUGAUAUACCUCCCACCCAUUGUAAAAUAAGAAAAACAACAGCCUCUCAGUGUACAGCAUGCGCUUUGUUGUUGGAUGAAUUGGCUUCCCUGGGGCACUGGAUUAUUUUCUCCACAGAGCCUGUUUCUGUUAUAAUGCCUACAAGAAAUCAAUUUUGUUCUGAUGGCAAGGACUGAAUGAAGAAUAGUGGAGAGAAUGUGCUUUUUAAAAAUUCUGUCUGAAAAAAAUGAUACUCAUUUGUGAUACUUAUUUCCUGAAAUUCAAAUUACAAAGGCAAUUCACAAAGACAUUUUGACCAUCUGGUGAUUGCAAAAACAAAACAAAGCUGGAAUUAUAAACAAUUGCAUUAUACAUACAUACAUACAUACAUACAUACAUACAUGGCAUUUGGUUUAACAUGUCCCAUUUUUAUAGUAGAAGUUUGAAUAAGAAUGGAUUCUUCUACAGCAUAAUGUCUGGAUGAUUUUUUUUAAAAUAAAGAGGUCGUUACAGAUUAUCUUGCAAACAUUGCAAUGUCAUUUGCACCAAUUCAACACAAGGUAAUUUUCAGUAUACUUUGGUGUACAGUAAACUGAAAUUCAGAUACUUUGGUGUAUAGUAAACUGAAAUUCAGAUACUUGUUACUUUGGACAAUCAUAAUAAUCUGUUCUGGCAUUGUGUUGCACUGUAGCAGGCGCUGUUUGUUGAGUUUUUGUCAAUUAAACCCAAG